CACCGCACACUCACAGAUUGAGGUGUGGCCAUCGAGGGCUGCCAUCUUCUUGACUUUCUGUCGCUUAACAUUUCAGAGAGGGCUGAGGGAGUGCCAUGCGUUACGAAUCCGCAGCAUCUUCGCAUGACGAUCCUUUGGUUCAGCAUACGAGAAGUUACACGCUGUCCACCGUGACCACAUUCGAUCACUGAUCUGGGAUCGUUUCUACCAGUUCAAAUACCGACCUGUGGCUUUAAUUGACAGAGACGCUGAAAGAAAGACUAAAAACAUGGGAUGCAAUACGGGCCGAUGCCUCGGUCCAGACGAUACAGGGUACCCUGGAUCAGAAUUCAUGGCAGCCAUUAGGAAGAAAUUGGUUAUCGUGGGUGAUGGUGCUUGUGGCAAAACAUGCUUACUCAUAGUCUUCAGUAAAGAUCAAUUUCCUGAAGUUUAUGUACCUACAGUGUUUGAAAACUAUGUUGCAGACAUUGAAGUUGAUGGAAAACAGGUUGAAUUGGCUCUUUGGGACACAGCAGGACAAGAAGAUUAUGAUAGGCUGCGUCCAUUGUCAUAUCCUGACACAGAUGUAAUCCUAAUGUGUUUCUCUAUCGAUAGUCCUGACUCCUUGGAGAACAUUCCUGAGAAGUGGACACCAGAAGUUAAGCACUUUUGUCCAAAUGUGCCCAUCAUUCUUGUUGGAAAUAAAAAAGACUUGCGCAAUGAUCCUAAUACCAUCAAAGAGCUUAGCAAAAUGAAACAGGAACCAGUUAAACCAGAAGAAGGUAGAGCUAUGGCUGAGAAAAUCAAUGCUUUCGCUUAUCUUGAAUGUUCUGCUAAGAGUAAGGAAGGUAUUAGGGAAGUAUUUGAAACAGCCACUCGGGCAGCGUUACAAUUCGUAGGUAAAAAAAAAGAAGAAAGGAAGAUGUUGGCUCUUAUAAUUUAUGAAACUGUUGAGACAAGACUAAUGGAAUUGCUAGUUGCAAUGAAGCUAGUUGUUAUGCCAGAGGCCCUCAGCGGAAACUAUAAUAUAACAACAACAACUUAUCUUUAAUUAUUUUACACAAUAAAACAAAUCUAUAAAAAAAAGAAAAACCAACAAAAUACGCCCACAAUAUAUACAAUAUAUGCAAAUUAAAAUCCGUUGCAAAGUUUGCAAGUGUUCUUUUAUAAUUAUUUGCGAAGAAUGUACUGUUAAUUAUGAUUGUAUCAGUUAAUCCUUUAUGGACUCUCUCUAAUGUUGCAAUAAGUGCGAUCGUGUUUUAAAUGAAAUAAAUUACUAAGAAUUUGUACAAACAUUGCUGCAGUUUUUAUAAGGAUAUGCUAUGAGUUAUGACAUGUUAACUGUUAUCUUAGAAGUUACUUAUCGUUUUGGUCCUUAUCAGAAUAGAAUGGCUUUCAAAUAUUAUUGUACAAACAUUAUUAAGACUGAGUUUUCGGUAAUAUACUUUAAUGAAAUAAGAAAGAAAGAGGAAAAAUGAAUAAACUCAUAAUCUUUUUAAUGAAAAAAGUUAAAUAUUGUUACAUGCACAAAGUUGUGAGAUAAGAUUAAAGAAUUUGAGUUUCUAUGUUUGACAAGGAUUAAAAUACAUCACAGUAUCUAUUAAAUUCAUUAUUGUCUCUGUAAAAAGAGCGAUAAACAAAUUAUUUUGCUGCUCUAUUUGGUCCAUAUAGGAUUAAAAUUGUACAUAAAAUGUCAUCAUUCUUGAAAUAGAUAAGAUAUACCUUCAUGAA
Messenger RNA from Frieseomelitta varia, 1710 nucleotides. RefSeq names its product ras-like GTP-binding protein Rho1 (gene Rho1). Gene Ontology annotation, biological process: cell migration; small GTPase-mediated signal transduction. The transcript has 6 exons. Bases 269 to 1030 code for a protein of 253 amino acids. NCBI's taxonomy places the organism in Eukaryota, Metazoa, Arthropoda, Insecta, Hymenoptera, Apidae. The record is from RefSeq and is a predicted model, not a curated record. Gene Ontology annotation, molecular function: GTPase activity; GTP binding.